AUGUCGACCAUUCUCCUCCUCCUCGUCGCGUCUGGGGCUUGCCUUGUCGACGGCGGCACCUCCUCCGUGAUCAACUCCACGUGCUCCGGCGGGGCCAACGGCUACGCCAGUCUGUACGACUACUGCGUGCGCACGCUCUGGGCCGACCCGGCGGCGGCGACCUCCCCCGACGUCACCCGGCUCGCCGUUGCCGUCGCCAACCUCACCUCCGCCAACGUCACGUUGACGUCGCGCUUCAUCCAGGGCCUCAUCGGCACCCUCGAGGAAUGCGUCACCCUGUAUAAGGACGUGAACCGAUCAGCGGCCGACGCCUUCGACGACCUCCGCGCCGGGCGAAUCGCCGCGGCACUCCCCAAGCUCCAGUACGCCGCGGGCCAGCCCCGUUGGUGUACGCUGGCGUUGAUGCAGGAUAAUCCUCUAGGACCAAGGGACCCGAUUGACGAUGAGAACACUGCUGCCGAAAGUCUGUUAGACUUGGCGUCCCGCGUAACGAAGGUGGUGCUGAGCAGUCAUAACCGCACCGCGCACCAAGUCUGA
This is a messenger RNA of Triticum turgidum subsp. durum (durum wheat), 537 nucleotides long. NCBI's taxonomy places the organism in Eukaryota, Viridiplantae, Streptophyta, Magnoliopsida, Poales, Poaceae. The record is from the annotation of a GenBank genome assembly.